CAUUCCGUCGCCGCGGUGGAGCAUCGGCUGCUCUGUUCGCUGCGCACUGUUGGCUCCGCUGCGAACGAAACCGGGACCGGGGUUUGUCUUUCCUCGCGACUACUGCUCCGUGCAGCAACGUAUGUCGGGUGGAGUUUCGCAUUUUCGCGCGUUCGCGUCCUACUACGUGCUCGGGUGAAUUUGUGGUGCAUCUUAGAAGAGAGUGAAAUUAGUGGCCAAAACAGUGAUCCAUCAUCCUCAGCGGAACGGUCGGUAAGCAGUUGAUAUACGUACAGUGCAGUGCUUGAAGUGCAUCGUCCAACACCGUGACAGUUUGGCCAGACAGAGCCGUGUCGAUGUUUCGCCCCGCAUAGUUUAUGCACCGUGCCCCCGUUGUCAUCAUGCUGAAGAAGGAGAAACCGAUGCUGUCGGUGGCGGCAAUCAUUCAAGCGCAGGGCCGGUGGGACCGAUCCCUGGCCGGGCUGGCAGGUACUUAUCAGGGUUUUGAUGCAGCGCUGGUCGGUCACAUGGGCCCGCUGUCACCGCCCGAUCUGAAGCCCGACCUGAAGCCGGACAUUUCGCUGCUGAACGGAAGUGGCGGUGGACCGUUCUCGCCCGGCAACAACUGUGGCCCGGGCAGCCCGGGCAGUGGCGGCUUCAACUCGGUCGUCCUGCAGCAACAGAAUGCGCUCGUUGUUGGUGGGGCACUCGGAAAUGGGACGGGACAGCAGAAUCUGCUCGUUGGAGGUGGUUCCCAGCAACAGCAGCAGCAGCAGCAGCAGGGAAACAAUGGAGGUGGAGGUGGCAGUGGACCGAACACUCCCUCCAACAUCACGCAGCAGUACCCGCCCAACCAUCCGCUCAGCGGCUCGAAGCAUCUCUGCUCGAUCUGUGGCGAUCGGGCCAGCGGCAAACAUUACGGUGUCUAUAGCUGCGAGGGAUGCAAAGGAUUCUUCAAGCGAACGGUACGCAAGGACCUGUCGUACGCGUGCCGGGAGGAUAAAAACUGUACGAUAGACAAACGCCAAAGAAACCGCUGCCAGUACUGCCGGUACCAGAAAUGUUUGGCCUGCGGCAUGAAGCGCGAAGCGGUCCAGGAGGAACGGCAGCGCAGCUCCAAAUUUUCGAUGAAGUCCGAAGAAAUCAACUCGACCAGCUCGGUGCGGGACGUUGUGGUUGAUCGGUUCCUCGAGGCUGAGCAGAUCGGCGAACAGAAGAGUGGCGACAAUGCCAUACCAUACCUGCGCGUUGGCCAGAAUUCUAUGAUUCCAUCAGAGUACAAGGGCGCCGUAUCGCAUUUAUGUCAGAUGGUGAACAAGCAGAUCUACCAGCUAAUCGAGUUUGCCCGACGGCUGCCAAACUUUUCGAAUCUGCCACGCGAGGACCAGGUGACGUUGCUGCGCAGCGGCUGGAACGAGAUGCUGAUUGCGUCCGUCGCCUGGCGAAGUAUGGAGUAUAUUGAAACGGAACGGCCACCGGACGGCAGAAACGAUGGCCGCGUCACUAUCCGGCAGCCGCAGCUGAUGUGCUUGGGACCGAACUUUACGCUGCACCGGAACAGUGCCCAGCAGGCCGGCGUCGACUCCCUGUUCGAUCGCAUCCUGUGCGAGCUGGCGAUCAAAAUGAAAAGACUGGACGUGAACCGGGCCGAGCUGGGCAUACUGAAGGCUAUCAUACUGUUCAACUCCGAUAUACGGGGCCUAAAGUGUCGGAAGGAGAUCGACCAGAUGCGGGAGAAAAUUUACGCCUGCCUGGACGAGUACUGCAAAACGCAACACCCGUCGGAGGAUGGCCGGUUCGCGCAGCUGCUGCUACGGUUGCCCGCCCUCCGCUCGAUCAGCCUCAAGUGCAUCGAUCAUCUGAACUUCCUGCGAUUGCUCGGCGACAAGCAGCUCGAUAACUUCAUCAUCGAGAUGCUGGACACGCCGUUGUAGGCGGAACUGCGUGUGUCUCCCGAUCGGCACAGCUCGCCGCCGGACGCGUUCGCCCGAGCCGCGCGAGAUGGUGAUGGGGAGCCAGGGACCGUGCUCCUGCUGUCGACCCUGGUGCAGAUGCUGCUGAGAGAGACGGGACUGUUUCUGCUGCUGCUGACGCUGGCAUUUCUCAAAGUGUUACUUUCGCGAGCGUAAACAAAACAAAACUCGUCCGCGCGUGGUGGCUGGCACUAAGCGAGCGAACGAGCGGCAGAACAGAUAGGCGUUAUGAAUUAUUUUCAUAACUGUUUGUAUGCUUAGCAGGCAACAACACACAUUUUACACAUUCGUUUUUUUAUGUUAGCAAAUUAAUUGCCACGCACCUUUCCCUUCGUUGGGAAAUACCAGAUUCCGGGCGUAGCUGUAAUGAUCCUUUUGUUUUGUGUGAAAAUUAAACCGCUGGGGCUGGGCACCAGAAGUGAAACGAUGAUAAUGAGACAGUAAUGAACUUUCGAUGCAAAAAUCAAAAAACACAGAAACAUAAGAAAGUAUAGUAAUACGUUUAAAAUAUGCUUUUCGUCAUCCCUCCCAUAGUAAAGAGAAUGCACUUGUUGAAGCGAUAGCGGGGGGAGAGCAAGGAUCAUCGAAUCGGUCGGCGACCCAAAAGCGAAUUGCGUGCGAAGCGAGCCUGAGCAAUACACAAGCGCACUUGCCCCAGGCACAUGUAAAGUGUGCAACAAGACGUGAAACUGGAAGAAACAUGCUAAACGAACAACACACACAUUACAAAACGAUAUGGUGCAAAUAGAUUUUAUCAACACUCAACACUUAAUCCCUUUUACAAAGUAAGUCUACAUAGCUGUAAAGUGAUAGGGAAUGGGGAACAUUUACGAGACGGAUAGAGUGAGAGUGAGAGAACCAUCACAGACAGACGUUUGUGUGGGUUAAGCAAGGGAAAUAAAAUAUAUAAACACUCAUUUCCCGCCGCUCUGGCCACACUUUUAAGCCAGGAGUAAUGGAAAGUAAGUGAAAUGGAGUAGUGUGACAGCAUAGAACAUUAGAUUUUUGUUUGCCUAGUGUAAGGGAUGCAAAUUAUUAUAACCAUCCGAUAAAUGCAUUGCACGAUAAAACAAAAUCCCCCUACUGAUAGAAGGAAACCGAUUCUCUGGUUUUAGAUCGUUGUUUAGCUACACUGAUGUAUGUUAAAAUGCUGCUUGCAAAAUCAUCUCUCUACUAAUGCCGCAUUUCAUUACACUCUCGUUUUGCUGCAGUGCUCACUCUCUAGUGGCUAAUCUCACUAGAUCUCAUGACACGAUGCUAGGGGAAAGAUGUUGCAAAUAUACUUAACCAUGCAUAAGAUGAGUAUGCAUUUCUCCUACAGAGUUUUUGCUUUGCUCUUUCUUUUCCUGUUUUCUUUAGUUUGUUAGCACUGUAAAGGCAGACCGCGCGGGAAAGUUAUGGGUAAAGCGGCAGAACACACUUGCCCUUGAGUGAUGUGUCCCGUCGUAACUCAUGAUGCAUCUGUUUGUUGUGUAUUUAUAUAAGUAUUGCCUGUGCAAAUCCGUUUUAAUCACAGCGACAAGUAAGAAAGUGAACUGCCUGUGCUCGCUAUCGCCACGAGAGGCAGACCACAGCGAUGAGCAAUUGCACACAUUACACAAUUCUAGAAACGCUCACAAGCAAAGCACAGCACAUAAAUGAUGGGAAGAAAUGACACAGGCUGCUGAACGUGAAAGAGAUCUAUUUAUUAAUGUUUAAAUGCGCUGAUAUGAACAGCCACUGUUGUAAUAAUCCUUCCUUUGGCAGUAAAGUAACGUUUGCUUCCUUUUGCCCAUGGUCCCUUUCACUUUAGGCGCACAGUUUCACAUCCCCAUGAAAGGCCCCAUGCAUACAUAUAUACCUGCAAAACGCGGAGCUUGAGUGAUUGUCCUGUAGUGAUGUAAGAGGUAGUGUUUCUUUCCUCCCUGUAGAAUUUAAUUAGCAAACACCCAUGUGCAAAUGCAACACGUUCUGUAAAUCGAACACUACGGAAAAGGGAUAAGGCACAGCAUAAUAACGGUCAGGAAUGGGAUAAAGGUAGAAUGUUGGUAGCAGUUUACGUACAGGUUUUGUUGCUGAAUGAUGUAGAAAGAUGAUAGGAAUGGUUAUAGAACUAGAAGAUGGUAACGAUGCAGGGAAAAUGAUAUAAUGUUUGUUUGUUAGGUUGUUGUUUUGCAAGAUGAAAAAAGAAAGAAAAGAAAAUAUAUACGCAUCAACCAAUAAUGGUGUGGGAUUAAGUGCAAGAGAAAAAAAUACAUGGUAAAGUUCGCAUCAGGCGAAAUUACCACCAUUUAGAAUGUGUGUGUGUGUUCCUCAGGAAAGAGCAGCAAACUUGCUAAUCGAAUGUAAAAGAUAGCAGAAAAGUGAAACAUUGAACAGUGAAAAGAACAGGGUAAAUAUAUUGUGUAGCAGAGUAGGGAAACGUAAAUGGCAAAAGUGCGAACAGUGCAAAAGUGGCCGUCGGAUAGAUGAAACUAAUUUAUAUAUUUGUAAGCAUUUCUCAAAUGUAAUAAAAGAAGACACACAAAACACGACAAAAUCAAAAAUGUAAGAAUUGUAGAGCAACAAAAAAAA
Anopheles arabiensis is the source of this 4505-nucleotide messenger RNA. RefSeq names its product protein ultraspiracle homolog (gene usp). The record is from RefSeq and is a predicted model, not a curated record. Gene Ontology annotation, cellular component: nucleus; activator ecdysone receptor complex. Gene Ontology annotation, molecular function: nuclear receptor activity; RNA polymerase II cis-regulatory region sequence-specific DNA binding; nuclear steroid receptor activity. The coding region runs from base 357 to 1913 and encodes 518 amino acids. Gene Ontology annotation, biological process: positive regulation of transcription by RNA polymerase II; cell differentiation; cellular response to ecdysone. NCBI's taxonomy places the organism in Eukaryota, Metazoa, Arthropoda, Insecta, Diptera, Culicidae. The transcript is spliced from 8 exons.